This is a messenger RNA of Choloepus didactylus (southern two-toed sloth), 3873 nucleotides long. It is a transcript of the gene CDC50A, whose product is annotated as transmembrane protein 30A. The record is from RefSeq and is a predicted model, not a curated record. Gene Ontology annotation, biological process: phospholipid translocation. Lineage: Eukaryota; Metazoa; Chordata; Mammalia; Pilosa; Megalonychidae. The transcript has 7 exons. The coding region runs from base 297 to 1382 and encodes 361 amino acids. Gene Ontology annotation, cellular component: endoplasmic reticulum; Golgi apparatus; plasma membrane.
AGGGCAGAUGAUCAGGGUGCGACCGCCUUUUCCCUCCCCCUUCUACCUUCCUCCCCAUCCCCUCCCCUUGUCCCUCACUCUUCUCCCUCCUUCCUCUCACCCACCCCCUGGCGUCCUCAGCCGACUCUCACUUCCGGUCAGCGGCCGCCUGCGGAAGGGUGUCCCGCGUCUUCCGCCUCUUCAGCGGAGGUGGAGGUGGGAGGCGGCGGCGGCAACUGCGCGUCUGUUGUCAGGAUUGGCAGGCGCGUACCCUAGGCGAUCCACCUGCGCGUCGCGGAGCUGCUCUCUGGGGGUCGAUGGCGAUGAACUGUAACCCUAAGGAUGAAGUGGACGGUGGGCCCCCGGGUGCUCCCGGGGUCACGGCUAAGAACCGGAGACCGGAUAACACGGCCUUCAAACAGCAACGGUUGCCCGCCUGGCAGCCCAUCCUUACAGCGGGCACGGUGCUACCUACGUUCUUCAUCAUCGGCCUCAUCUUCAUCCCCAUUGGAAUCGGCAUCUUCGUUACCUCCAACAACAUCCGCGAGAUCGAGAUUGAUUAUACCGGAACAGAGCCUUCCAGUCCCUGCAAUAAAUGUUUGUCUCCGGAUAUCACACCUUGUAUUUGUGCCAUUAACUUCACACUGGAACACCCAUUUGAGGGCAAUGUGUUUAUGUAUUAUGGACUGUCUAAUUUCUACCAAAACCAUCGUCGUUAUGUGAAAUCUCGAGAUGAUAGUCAACUAAAUGGAGAUUCUAGUGCUUUACUUAAUCCCAGUAAGGAAUGUGAGCCUUACCGAAGAAAUGAAGACAAACCAAUUGCUCCUUGUGGAGCUAUUGCCAACAGCAUGUUUAAUGAUACAUUAGAAUUGUUUCUGGUUGGCAAUGAAUCUGAACCUAAGCCUGUUCUUUUGAAAAAGAAAGGUAUUGCUUGGUGGACAGAUAAAAAUGUGAAAUUCAGAAAUCCUCCUGGAAGAGAAAGCCUAGAAGAACGAUUUAAAGGUACAACAAAGCCAGUAAACUGGCUUAAGCCAGUAUACAUGCUGGAUUCUGACUCAGAUAAUAAUGGGUUUAUAAAUGAGGAUUUUAUUGUUUGGAUGCGUACUGCAGCGUUACCUACUUUUCGUAAGUUAUAUCGUCUUAUAGAACGGGAUAGUGAUUUACAUCCAACUUUACCAGCUGGACGAUACUAUUUGAAUAUCACAUACAAUUACCCUGUACAUUCUUUUGAUGGACGAAAACGGAUGAUCUUGAGCACUAUUUCAUGGAUGGGAGGAAAAAAUCCGUUUUUGGGGAUUGCUUACAUCACUGUUGGAUCCAUCUCUUUCCUUAUGGGAGUUGUACUACUAGUAAUUAAUCAUAAAUAUAGAAACAGUAGUAAUACUGCUGACAUUACCAUUUAAUUUUAUAUUCUGAAAACGAAUCUUCUGCAUGUGCAUCAAGGCCAGUCCUAUUCAACCUAGCUUUUGAAUGCUAAUGUCUGGUUAGUAUGUCAUUUUUGAAGUUGGCAUGUAACACUUUUUUUUUAAAACAAUCUUUGUCCUUUGCUUCUUCCUAUGGAUGACUUAUGAAAAUACAUGACAGGUAUAAAACAAAUUAGCUAUAUUGAUCAUAUCAACAUUGUAACUGCUGAAAUGGCAUUCUAAUGUUUGCUUUUAUUGGGAUAGGCCACAUGAUGCAUAGAACCUCUUUUCAUGUGAAAUGCAUCCACUGCUUAAAUGUUUAUGCUGUGUUGAUAUUAUAUUGAUGCUGUAUAUGUUUGCCUAUUGUGUGAAGAAAGGGAUUGCAAGAUGUAUGAGUAAAAUGACUUUCUAACCUUUCAGGUUUCAGAGUUACAGAAAGAUGAAGAAUGACCAAAUUUAAAUAAAACACUUCAUCAUUUUCAUGUGUCACGUAUAAAGGCUUAAAGUACCAUCUUUGUAGAGGUGGUUCAUAUAUUCAGUUUAUACAGUAUAGUUCUUUGUCAAGCUUAGCUUUGAUUUCAAAGGACUUGUUUACCAUGUCUGGCAUAGGAAUUAAUGGGUCAUGUCUGAGAGGUCAGGUAGAGGUCCCAGGUAGGAGAAUUUAAAAUUUCUCUUUCCUUUUGGUUAAGUUGUUGCAGUCAGGAAUCCCGACUUACGUGAAAUGUUUUUACAUGUGAUCAUUUCCCUUGAAGCUUGUACUUUUUAAGGGAAGAAAGAAUAUAGGUGAGAUGGGAAAACUGCUUGGCAGACCUUCAUCUUCUGCCUCAACUGUAAACCAGAUGUAAAUACUCAGAGGAGAUAGUUUUCAUUCUUGUGGUAUUUAACAUUCAGAAAUUUGCUUCAACAUUGGAAAUACCUCAAGCUAUUUUAAUUUUUCAGGUAAGUGUUUGGACUUAAGUACUAAUACUAUAUUCCAGAAAUUACUGAAAAUGGCAACCUUAAUUUCCUCUAUAUUUCAUUCAAUUUUUGCAUAUAGGUCAAAUAUGGAAUGUAUGCACAUUCUCUUUAGUUAGGGUACCAAUUGGCUGGUUGGUUUUCCUAAGAUGUAUUUUAAAAAGAAAUUCUUUUAAUAUUCCUAGUUAAAUUCUGUGUAUUUUGGAGUAUAUACUUGAUAAAUUAUAAUAUAUGUAGUCAAAGUUAUUUUAUUUUAUACUAAUGAAUUAUUUUAAUAUUCUUUAUUGAGUAAAUGUUGUAAUUUGUUUGCUAUGGAACUUACUCUUGAAGUGAAUGUAAACUUAUUUCAUAUGCAUGAAAAUGUAUUCUUAAUCAGAAGUGUCUUAAUUGCAUUGAAAUUGCAUUUUUUAAAACUAAACUCAUGUUCAUGUAGAAGAAUGCCUUUUUUUCAGAGUUUGUAGUUUUUUCUUUCAGUUGUACUUUAAAUCAAAAAGUCUGGGUAAUGUAGCAGUUCUGAUUAAUAUAUGUUGUUUUUUUUUAAUGUAAUGGUUGAUAGUAAAAAUGUGCCACACUUCUUAAAUUUAUAUAAAAAUAGAAAAUUCAGUUAAAAUAACUUGUAUUUCAUAAUAUUCUAACUGGUCAGAAUAGUACUUGCAUGAGGCCCUUGAGGUAUGAUUAUCCAGAAACUUCUGAGUACAUAGGGUAUUCUUUGUCUAAAAAUAUUCAUUAUUUUGUCAGUCUUUCAGAAUAUUGAUAUUUAUUCAGAAAAUUGUCCCUCCUGCACAUGGCGAUUUAUUUUCUGGAACACAUCAUUGGGGGAAGAGGGCUCUUCUGUCAGUCUUUCCAGAUUGAGUCUGUUUGUUUAAGAAGGACUCCAUCCUGCAUCUCUUUCUCUAAUUCGAGGACCAAAGGUGCUGCUAAAGAAAAUUGAAGAGUCCUUCCAACACUUUGUCAUCUAUGGUGAAGAUGGAAUCUUAAAAUGUGUUUGGAGUUUUAUCUGUUUUACAAGUACAUUGACAGCCUAAACUCCUCCCUGUCUGCUGCCAUUUGAGCUCUAAGGGAUUCCUGUGAAGAAUAUGAACAUGCGUAUGACCUCUGUGAAGCAUGGCAGGGAGGGGGCAGGGGACUAUGGACAAACAUUUCUUUCUUAGAGGUUUUGUGCUAAUCUUUUGGAGACACUGAUGGCAUAUUCAACUUUCAAAAAAUCAUACUGCAUUUUAAGGCAGUUAGUUUAAGUGGAAGGCAUUAACAAUGCAUUAAUUUGGGGGAAGUUUUUGACAUAUGAAAAGAUUCCAAAUUAAAGGAAUUAUGCAGUAAGUAAAAGCUAAGAAACUUCAUUGAAAUCAUAAGGCAGUCUAAAAAUAAAUUGGUAGAAAUAACUGUACUACCUAACAGAGAAUCAUUCAACCAAGAGGAAUAUUAUUUGUUUAUUAGUUAGUGGCAGUGUUUAUUUGUAAUCUUGAUUAUAUUAAAAGAUAAAUAUAUAUAUACACAUUCUGUAAGUAUGGUCUGUAUUAAUAAAUAUGAUGAAAAUUAA